CUCGCAUUGCUGCUCACAUGAGCCCAGGGACUCCAGGGAAAGAGAUGGAGGCUUCAGGAUCUUCUUCUCAGUCUCCAAACAGCAGUGCGGUCCACAGAGAAACAGAAGAUCUAAACCACCCAGAGACAGAGUUCCACAAGCAACAUGGGAAGGCCCGGGAACGCUAUGAGAGAGACAAGUCUUCCUCCUCAUCCUCCUCCUCCUCUUCCUCCUCUUCCUCCUCUUCCUCCUCAUCUUCUUCCUCCUCCUCAGACAGCAGCGAUGAGGACAAGCACUCCAGAGGUCCGAGGAAACACAGAAGGAAGUCGCACAGAGACAGCUCUCCUGGUGCUGACCAUGGGGAACUGGAGGUGCUGAAGGACGAGCUUCAGCUCUAUGGAGGCGCUGCUGGGGAAAUGGUGCUUGCUGGGGAGUCAGGACUCCGAAGGAGAGGUUCCGGCUCAGCGGAGGGAGAAGUGGAGGCCUCUCAGUUAAACAGACUGAACAUAAAGAAGGAUGAUGAGUUUUUCCAUUUUGUCCUUCUCUGCUUCGCCAUUGGAGCCUUGCUGGUGUGCUACCACUACUAUUCAGACUGGUUCAUGUCUCUUGGGGUUGGUCUGCUCACCUUCGCUUCUCUGGAGACCAUCGGCAUCUACUUCGGGCUGGUGUACCGGAUCCACAGCGUACUUCAGGGCUUCAUCCCCCUCCUUCAGAAGUUCAGGCUGCCAGGGUUCAGGAGAACCAACUGAGAUCACUGCCCGACAGCAGCUGAGCCAGUCCCCAAUGUGACCACUGUAACCACUGCCAAACCUGAGCCCAGAAUACAGAGUGACAUGCUGGAAGACACUAGGAGGCCACACAACAAAGAGCUCUUUCCUUCCGUGUGAUCUGAGUGUCAGCUGAUCUGAGUGGGCAAGCUCUUGUUCUGCAGAUUAGCACACAGUCUCCAUGGGGAAGAGAGAAGGCACAGCAUCUGGGUCAGCAAGAAAGAGCUGGGAUGCCAUUGCUCUCAGGGGUAGCAUGAGUCUUGGGCCUUGCAGGCUGGCAUCUUCGGGCUUGGGUAUCUCUGGUGUCCUCAGGCCAUGCUCAUGAACUCACAGUUCCAGCAGAGCCAUCUUGGGACAGCUAUCCUGAGGCAGGGAGCUACCAGGCUGGGUCCCCAGGGGAACCUGCAGAUAAGAUACUGGGGACCAAAGCUGUAGACCAUCACCCAGUGACCAACCCUGUUGCCCUUGGACUUCUAAAACCCAAAUAAAUAUUCUAUUCCCUGUGCUAAAAA
Molecule: messenger RNA, 1258 nt
Organism: Rattus norvegicus (Norway rat)
Lineage: Eukaryota; Metazoa; Chordata; Mammalia; Rodentia; Muridae
Gene: Tmem40
Product: transmembrane protein 40
Exons: 12
Coding region: 45-728 (227 amino acids)
Source: RefSeq, marked validated